AUGCAAGUAGAUAAAGAUAGCCAAGUGAUAAUACUCCCUCGAUUAAACUCCCUCGAUCAUUCCACCGAACACAAGAUUAUAAACCUACCAAUACCCAAAUCAUCAUCAUCAUCAUCAUCAUCAUCAACAGUGUCAACAAAAUCAUAUUUGAUACAAGACUCAAGACUAUUCGAGCUUAAUGUAAUCAAAGGCGACAACUCCAACGUUAGGUUGAAAUCAGGUGAUGCUGUAAAAUCAUAUAUUUUUGAACCAGUAAUUGAGCCAAAAGGGAUCAACAGCACGUUUCCAGCUGACGAGGAUAAUCGCACCCAAGGUGCUGUAUUACAAUCAUGCCAUACUUUAAUUGCAUCCCCUUACAACUUCACAUACUUGCUAAUCACUAUAUUUGAAAAACAUGGUGAUAAAUUUAGUCGGUUUCAUACAUUGGAUGAUAUUAGAGAUAGAUUACUGAGUUUGGAAUUGGGACACGAUUGGGUUUAUGAUAUACCUCGUGUGGUGUUUUUGAAAAGUUUAGCUAAUAUAUGUGAAUCGAUAAUUGAAGGCGGUGGCGGUAACGGUGAUGGCAAUGGUGAAGAAGGAAACAGGAGUCUCAGUGACGCAAUUGAAGAUGCAGGUGAUCGAUUUUUCAAGUACUCUGAAACAAAGAGUCUUGAAUGGAUCAAUUCCAAAAUCGUGGCUCUACAACAAUGGAUUCUUCAUCUGGAUGAUGAUAAACGAACGACCAAUAGUAUAAUGAGCAAGAUCAAAAAGGGGUUGCAUGACCCAACUAGGAACGAAGAUACAUCAACUAAUCAAGAGGAAGAGCAAAAUCAACUAAUGGACCAAAUGGCAAUGAUUUAUGCAAUUGACUACGUUUGUGAUUCAUAUAUUCCUGACACGAAAUCAAAAAUCAUUCUGCAAUUCAAGUACGAUUUUGGUAAAGUUGAUGACUACUUUGCUCAGUUGAAACAGAAGCAAAAAGACUUGGAAGCAGUUGAAGCCAAUAUGAAUGAAGUCAUUACAGCAACUGCAAAUACAACAAAUGCGUCCGCUACAGGUACAAAAAAGAAUGGAAAAAAGAAGAAUCCAGUCAAGAAAGUAGCUGUUGGGAAAGGUGCUCUUGAUGGGUUUUUCAAAAAGGCAUGA
Molecule: messenger RNA, 1125 nt
Organism: Lodderomyces parapsilosis
Lineage: Eukaryota; Fungi; Ascomycota; Pichiomycetes; Serinales; Debaryomycetaceae
Exons: 1
Coding region: 1-1125 (374 amino acids)
Biological process (GO): ribonucleotide metabolic process; RNA catabolic process
Cellular component (GO): nucleoplasm; ribonuclease H2 complex
Source: RefSeq, a predicted model, not a curated record